UUUCAUCUACAAAUAGGCUAAGAACACCACCAUUCUAGACACUUCAAGAAUCAUCAAAUGGAAAAUCAGAGGACAAUUCCCACUCCAAAACAGGCCAAGUGGAAGUGCUGGAAACCUCCAAUGAUCCCUAUAUCUAAACAAUUCUCCCAUAAAACAAAAUCAAUCAGCAACUGCUUAAGCUUAAACCAAAGAAUAAAGACUGCCACUUCAAAGUUCAAACCUUUGUGUACUGCUCGGUAUAACCCUUUGUUGAACAAAGGACAUGUCACCUGCUCUAUCAUUGUCUCUUUCCCACCCUCCAAUCUUCAAGUCUCAGGACUUCUCAAAGGAUAACACCAACCUCACAAAAAGUACUCAUAGAGAAAACCCAUGUCAGAAAACACCUUUAGACAUCAAAAUCAGUAGGAGAAAGCUAAUAAAGUCAACUGCUUUGGGCCUUACUGGAGGAGGACUCUCUGUUGCUCAACCUGCAAGAGCUGUACAAGAGAGUCCAGUUGAAGCCACUUCAAGUAGAAUGUCAUACUCAAGAUUCUUGCAGUACUUAGAUGAAGGCGCUGUAAGAAAGGUAGACCUGUUUGAGAAUGGGACUGUUGCCAUUGCUGAGAUAUUCAAUCCAAUACUAAACAAAAUCCAGAGGGUCAAAAUUCAGCUACCUGGAUUGCCUCAAGAAUUUCUGAGGAAAAUGAAAGAGAAGAAUGUAGACUUUGCUGCUCAUCCAAUGCAAGUGAACUGGUGGCCUGCAAUACUAGAUUUGUUGGGGAAUCUGGCUUUUCCAUUGAUAUUGCUUGGCCUUUUGCUGCUUAGAACAUCAUCUACAAACACUCCAGGAGGCCCCAACUUGCCAUUUGGACCUGGAAGGAGCAAAGCUAAAUUUCAAAUGGAACCCAACACUGGAGUUACGUUUGAUGAUGUUGCUGGUGUUGAUGAAGCAAAGCAAGAUUUUCAAGAGAUUGUUGAGUUCUUGAAAACCCCAGAAAAGUUUACUGCAGUUGGAGCUAAAAUUCCUAAAGGAGUUCUUCUUCUUGGUCCACCUGGGACUGGAAAGACAUUGUUGGCCAAGGCAAUUGCUGGAGAAGCAGGGGUUCCUUUCUUUUCUCUAUCUGGGUCAGAGUUCAUUGAGAUGUUUGUUGGUGUAGGGGCUUCAAGAGUGAGGGACUUAUUCAACAAAGCAAAGGCUAAUUCCCCAUGCUUGGUUUUUAUUGAUGAGAUAGAUGCUGUUGGGAGGCAGAGAGGAACAGGUAUUGGUGGAGGAAAUGAUGAGAGGGAACAAACACUCAACCAGCUGCUUACUGAAAUGGAUGGUUUUAAUGGAAACACUGGAGUGAUUGUUAUUGCUGCUACCAAUCGACCAGAAAUUCUCGAUUCUGCUUUGCUUAGGCCAGGGAGGUUUGACAGACAGGUCACUGUUGGAUUACCUGAUGUGCGAGGGAGGGAAGAAAUAUUAAAGGUGCAUAGCAACAACAAGAAACUUGAUAAGGAUGUAUCUCUUAGUGUUCUCGCCAUGCGAACCCCAGGUUUCAGUGGUGCAGACCUGGCAAAUCUCAUGAAUGAGGCUGCCAUUCUUGCUGGUAGGAGAGGUAAAGAGAAGAUCACAAUGAAAGAGGUAGAUGAUUCAAUUGAUCGGAUUGUGGCAGGAAUGGAGGGAACCAAAAUGACAGAUGGGAAGAACAAAAUUCUUGUGGCUUAUCAUGAAAUUGGGCAUGCAGUGUGUGCGACUUUGACUCCAGGCCAUGAUCCAGUACAGAAAGUCACUCUAAUCCCAAGGGGCCAAGCCCGUGGUCUAACUUGGUUCAUACCUGGUGAAGACCCUGCCCUCAUCUCUAAGCAGCAACUAUUUGCUAGAAUAAUUGGAGGCCUUGGAGGUCGUGCAGCAGAGGAAGUGAUUUUUGGAGAAUCAGAAAUCACUACAGGUGCAGCUGGAGACUUGCAACAAAUCACUCAGAUAGCAAGACAGAUGGUAACAAUGUUUGGCAUGUCUGAGAUUGGGCCAUGGGCAUUGACUGAUCCAGUACUCCAAAGCAGUGAUGUAGUACUAAGGAUGUUAGCUAGAAACUCUAUGUCAGAAAAGCUUGCAGAAGAUAUUGAUUCAUCAGUACGAGAUAUAAUAGAAAGUGCAUAUGAGAUUGCAAAGAACCACAUAAGAAAUAGCCGUGAAGCUAUUGAUAAACUAGUGGAUGUUCUCUUGGAGAAGGAAACCCUCACAGGUGAUGAAUUCAGGGCAAUCCUAUCUGAAUUCACAGAUAUUUCUUCCAUUGAGAUGGAUAGAACCCCUAUCCGUGAUUUGAUAGAAGCUUAGGUUACCUCAGUGUAAUUAUACAGCCAUGGAGACACUUUAGUCUCAGUAUGUGUAGGAGGGAAGUAAAGGUCGAUAGUUUGAUAGAUACAAAAAGCUUAUAUGAUAGCUGGUGUAAGGUAACUUCAUUUAGUGUAAGCCGCAAUUUUACCCAAAUCCAUUAUAGAAAUAUGCUAGAAUUUGUGUGGAA
Molecule: messenger RNA, 2483 nt
Organism: Quercus robur (English oak)
Lineage: Eukaryota; Viridiplantae; Streptophyta; Magnoliopsida; Fagales; Fagaceae
Product: ATP-dependent zinc metalloprotease FTSH 6, chloroplastic
Exons: 5
Coding region: 263-2296 (677 amino acids)
Biological process (GO): proteolysis
Cellular component (GO): chloroplast thylakoid; membrane
Molecular function (GO): ATP binding; metalloendopeptidase activity; ATP hydrolysis activity
Source: RefSeq, a predicted model, not a curated record